GACAGCUUUGAUUUCUGGCUGCAAAAAAGAUAUGAGGAAGAGCUCCUCCCCUUCCUUGAGUAACUGCAACUCCGUUCUUGCUAACAAAAUAUUUGGAAUUCCACUUGAUGAGCUGCAGCAGGGAGGACAUCCAGACAAUGAGGUUCCGUUCAUAGUCCGCCACGUUGUGGACUAUAUUGAGGAACAUGGAGGUCUGGAGCAACAAGGACUUUUUCAAGUCAAUGGAAAUGCUGAGACAGUGGAGUGGCUUCGGCAGAGAUACGACAAUGGAGAAGAGGUGGAUUUGGUUAAGGAAGCAGAUGUUCCCUCAGCUAUUAGUCUUCUUAGGUUUUUCCUCCAAGAACUUCCUGAACCUGUUAUCCCUGGCAGUUUACAUAUUCACUUGAUGCAGCUUUCUCAAGAUUAUAAUAAUGAAGAUGAAUUUGGAAGAAAGUUGAAAUUCCUCUUGCAACAGCUUCCACCUGUGAAUUACAGUUUGUUAAAGUUUCUGUGUAGAUUUUUAGCCAAUGUAGCAUCGCAUCAUGAAGAAAUUUGGUCUGCAAAUUCUUUGGCUGCUGUCUUUGGUCCAGAUGUCUUCCACAUUUAUACAGAUGUGGAAGAUCUGAAAGAGCAAGAAAUAGUUAGCAGGAUAAUGGCUGGACUUAUGGAAAAUUAUUACGAGUUUUUUGAGAAUGAAGAGGAAGAUUUUUCAUCUAAUGAUUUGAGUUCAAUUACAGAACAGGUUAAUGAACUUUCUGAGGAAGAAGAGGAAGAUGAAAAGCUGGAACAUAUAGAGGAACUUCCAGAAGAAGGUGCAGAAAAAUCAGAUGACAUGCCAGAGGUUGUACAAUUGAGAAUGACGGAAGAAAUCCUAGAACCAAAUGGUGUUACAGCAUCAACAAGGGUUGAUUUUGCUGCUGAUAUUAAUGCCAGUAAGAGUAACAGAGACUGUUCAGAACCUGUGGCUAGCUCUGUAGGUAUAUUGUUAGAGCCAUGCAGUGACCGUGGUGAUAGUGAAGACGGCUGUUUUGAGAGGAAAGAAUAUUUGUCAUUUGACAGUGGUACAUUAUCACACUUGAUUCUGGAGUCUAGUAGCAAGAUUUGUGAUUUGAAUGCCAACACUGAAUCAGAAGUGCCAGGAGGUCAAAGUGUUGGUGUUCAAGGGGAAGCAGCAUGUGUCCAAAUUCCACAUUUAGAUCUGAAGAAUGUUUCUGAUGGUGAUAAAUGGGAAGCGUCAUGCCCUAUCACUUUUCCCCUCAUUGAUUUCAAAACAAUGCAUCUGCAGAGAGAUGGGGAGGAUCCAUUUCCCGCUUUCAAGUCUUGGCAAGAGGACUCUGAGUCUGGAGAAGCUCAACUAUCUCCACAAGCUGGAAGAAUGAAUCAUCAUCCUUUGGAAGAAGACUGUCCUCCAGUAUUAUCACACCGUAGUUUAGAUUUUGGACAAAGCCAACGUUUCCUACAUGACCCCGAAAUGUUGGAUUCCUCAUCUAAAGCACUUUCUUUUGCUAGGACUCGAAGAUCAUCCUUUAAUUCAAAAGAUGAAAAAAGAGAAGACAGAUCACCGUAUCAGUUGGUCAAGAAAUUUCAGAAAAAAAUCAGACAAUUUGAAGAACAGUUUGAAAGGGAAAGAAAUAGCAAACCCUCCUACAGUGACAUUGCAGCCAAUCCAAAGGUAUUAAAAUGGAUGACAGAGCUUACCAAAUUGCGGAAGCAAAUUAAAGAUGCAAAACACAAAGGCUCUGAUGGAGAAUUUAUACCUCAGACACGUCCACGUAGUAACACUCUUCCAAAAAGCUUUGGUUCUUCUCUAGACCAUGAAGAUGAAGAAAAUGAAGAUGAGUCCAGGGUCAGUCAGAGGGAGAGGAAACCAUCUAAGGAAGCAACACUUGAACUUAUUCUGAAAAGGCUGAAAGAAAAACGUGUUGAGAGAUGUCUUCCAGAAGAUAUCAAAAAAAUGACAAAAGACCAUUUGGUAGAAGAGAAAAGUUCUCUACAGAAAAGUCUUUUAUACUAUGAAAGUCAACAUGGAAGGCCGGUGACAAGGGAAGAAAGGCACAUUGUUAAACCUCUAUAUGAUAGAUACAGACUUGUAAAGCAGAUGCUGACAAGAGCGAGCAUCACUCCUAUCCUUGGAUCUCCAUCCACCAAGCGAAGGGUGCAGAUGUUACAGCCAAUCAUAGAAGGAGAAACUGCACAUUUUUUUGAGGAAAUUAAGGAAGAAGAAGAAGAUGGUGUUAGUCUGUCAUCUGAGUUCAGUGAUAUUCUGAAAACUGCUGUACAGACACACUCUUUUUCAAGUUCUUUAGAAAACUCAGAAUCUGAUGUUGAAGAAAACCAAGAAAAGUUGGCUCUGGAUCUCCGAUUGUCAAGUACUCGAGCAGCUUCAAUGCCUGAAUUAUUGGAACAACUCUGGAAAGCUAGAGCUGAAAAAAAGAAACUACGUAAAACAUUACGGGAAUUUGAAGAAGCAUUUUAUCAACAAAAUGGAAGGAAUGCCCAAAAAGAGGAUCGUGUUCCAGUGCUUGAGGAGUACAGGGAGUACAAGAAAAUUAAAGCCAAACUUAGGCUUCUUGAAGUUCUUAUCAGCAAACAAGAUUCUUCAAAAUCCAUAUAAAACAUCCUUUGAAACAUCAUAAAAUCAGUUAUAUUCCUUGCUACCAUCAUGUAUUCUUGGCUGGUACUUGAUUUCGUUUUGUUAGGCACACAGAGCUUCAAUUUGUACUCGGUUGUGGUGCCACUAAAGAAAUUAUGGGAGGGUAAGUAGGCCCUCUACAGGGAGCUUAAGUGAUGUUCAGAUUAGCCACAGCUCGAUCUCUCCAUCUUUAGUAAAAAUGCAGUUUCCUUCACUGUUUUGUACUACAGAUAAAUCCUGUCCUCUAAAGACUAGAAUUUCAUCCUUUCAACUUCAAGAACUUUGGAAAUACAAGUUUUUCGUUAUUAUCAACUUUAUUAUAUUUUGCCAUUACUGAAGAAAAUUGAGAGGAAAAUCUUCACACCACACUGAAUUCUUCGCUUGCCUUUUUCUUACAGAAUGACUGGAAAUUUGAAAGAAAAGCCUAUAAAAGUGCAAAUAUGCAACUGUGUUCUAUCUUUUCCUAGCAAACCAAAAUCAGACUGACAAUUCAAGUCCAACUAUGGAGCCACCUUUUUGUUCACUUCCCAAAAUGACACUUUCUCACAGGUAGUAUGCUAGCAAAAUCUCAUACUUCAGUGGUCACACAACUUCUGAAUGAAGAUAACAGUGGGUAGACCAAAAAGUGGCCUUGUUUUAAGUAUAAUAAAAAUAUACAUCACACACACAAUUGAAUUAUAUCACAUGCUGCCUAUGGGACUUACGUUACUAUUUGUUUUCUCAGUUACCUGUGUAUCAGCUGGUGAUGAUGUGAUUUGUCUGGGUCAGAUCUGAGUUGUUUCCCCCACCCACCUCCAGAUAAUGUGAGAAAAUUGCCAUGUCAGUAUGCAGGAAGUUUGUUGGUGCUCUGACUUGUAUGUUCAAUCAACAGGGCCUACAUUGGCAAAAUAGUCAUUAUGCCUAAAGUAAAUUUAUUUUUAACAAGGGCUAAUACCACUGCAAUUUUUACAUGUAUCUUCAGGGGGGUCGCAUUGUUUUGUUUCUUUUAAUCGGCAAAAUUCACACCAAAACAUCCUUUUGCUCGAUCACAUGUUGUUUAAAGCAGCUGGUUAUGAGAUGUGUAGUGGUAUGCCCCUUGACACAUACUGUAAGCAUAUCUUUUUUCAUUGGCUUUGCAUGGCUUUCUUAAGGUAAUCUACCUGUAUUGUUCUAAUUUUUUUCAUAGAAUGGUGAGUUUAUUUGUGCUAACAAUACAACAGUCAUUAAUAGCUGAUUCUGGUCAGGCUUAAUCUAAGUGUUAAUUUUUCUCCCCCUGGUGCGUUUUUGGAUUGAUAAGUGUCUUGUUUUGACUGUGGCCAUGUUUUGCAUGCAGUGAUUCAUGCAUGGUUUUCUUACUAGCUAAUAGUAACAGUUAUGUAUCAAAACAGACUUUUGCAACAUCCUUUAAUAAGGUGAGGGAAGCAUGAACCUCGGGUUUCUGGCAUUAUUACAUAGUAAGCACAUGAAGUAGCUUGAUAAUAAAUAGUGUUUCUAGUACUUCAGAUUUCACCUGUGUGUGCAAUGCCUUUGGGGGGGGGAGGGGGAGGGAAAACGCAGUGGUAGUGAAUGUGUAGUUGGGGAAUAAAACAAGCACUAAAUCCAGCCCUUUUUUGCAUGGUUUCCUUUUGAUACAGCUAGGUUAUUCAUAAUAUAUACCUUGAAAAGUAAAAUUGAAACACCAGAAAAUGUGUCACUUGGGUUUGAAUCCAUCAUGCAGUGUGCAUUUUAGUUCAUUUCUCUCCGUCUCCAGACAGGAGUGUAUCUAAACAUCAGAUUUAAUGUGCACUGUGUAUUGUUUUAUGUGAAUGUUUGUGUUUUAUAUGCCACAUGCAAAAAUGUCCAUAUGCACUAUUUAAAUGUUUUAAAUAAUAUAUUCCUUCUUUAUAAUGCUUAAAUCUAUAUGAGUACCAUAUUUUUAUAAGUCAGUGGCCUGACUGGUUUCAUUUUAAAAUUAACAGCUGCUUCAUGAUGUUUGUUACUCAAUGUUAAUGUUUGGCUGUUAAGUAGAAUAGAUAAAAGUGGCAUGGCAGCACUUACACUAUGUGACAGUAUUGUGUGUCAUAGUUGAGCAGUAGAUGGUAGAAAUAGGCAAUCUGAUAGUUUUACCUUAGUACAAGUCAAAACUGUAUAUCUAUAUACAGAUAAUAUAUAGAUAUAUAUGUCCACCCGUGUAAUUGCAUUACUGUGUCUGGCACUUCAUUGUAUAGACUUUUGUAAUAAAAGAACUUAAUCUUAAUGUUCAAA
This is a messenger RNA of Echinops telfairi (small Madagascar hedgehog), 4834 nucleotides long. It is a transcript of the gene FAM13B, whose product is annotated as family with sequence similarity 13 member B. Bases 32 to 2593 code for a protein of 853 amino acids. Gene Ontology annotation, biological process: signal transduction. The record is from RefSeq and is a predicted model, not a curated record. NCBI's taxonomy places the organism in Eukaryota, Metazoa, Chordata, Mammalia, Afrosoricida, Tenrecidae. The transcript has 20 exons.